AUGACUAAGGUUCCUAACCCGCAGUACAAUCUUAUUGAUCUAGCCAUGUUGUUCUGCCAAUACACAUUCUUACGAUUUGAAUGCCCUAUCUCUGCAUCAAGUCAUGAAUCGCUCCAAAACAUUGCACAUCUACUUGCUUUGGUACAUAAAUCUUUCACUCCAACUGUAGAAAUUGGGAUAGAUACUGGGAAUAUUGUAGAUGAGGAAAAGUGGAAAUCGAUACCGAGUGCCACAGAGCUUCAAGAGGCUGGAGUCAACUUGAAAAAGCUACAGAGUGGUAGCUUCCUUGACAUAAAGUUCAACAAUGGGGUAUUGAAAAUUCCAUUUUUGAAAAUAGAAGAUCUAUCGGUAUCUUUCUCCCGAAAUCUGAUUGCAUAUGAGCAAUACGAUCGAAAUAAUGAUCACAAUUACGUCACAGACUAUUUAACCUUAAUGGAUUAUCUCAUCAACUCUCAAAAGGAUGUUGAAUUACAUUGUCGACCAGGAAUUAUUGAAAAUUGGUUGGGUGAUGAUGAAGCUGUCUCAACCAUGUUUACCAAGCUUUCUGAGAAUGUCAUUCAAUCAAAAGUCUGUUAUGCUAAAAUUUUCAAAGAUCUGAACGAGCAUUGCAACAAACGUAAGAAUGUGUGGAUAGCAAACUCGAGGCACAACUAUUUCAACAGUCCUUGGGCAUUGAUUUCAUGUCUUGCAACUGCCUUUUUGCUCCUGCUUGCUUUAGCACAGACCAUAUUUUCCAUUCUUCCUUACAUUUUUCCCAUAAAGUAA
This is a messenger RNA of Alnus glutinosa, 765 nucleotides long. RefSeq names its product UPF0481 protein At3g47200-like. The record is from RefSeq and is a predicted model, not a curated record. NCBI's taxonomy places the organism in Eukaryota, Viridiplantae, Streptophyta, Magnoliopsida, Fagales, Betulaceae. The transcript has a single exon. Bases 1 to 765 code for a protein of 254 amino acids.